Molecule: messenger RNA, 231 nt
Organism: Trichomonas vaginalis G3
Lineage: Eukaryota; Parabasalia; Trichomonadida; Trichomonadidae
Exons: 1
Coding region: 1-231 (76 amino acids)
Source: RefSeq, a predicted model, not a curated record
AUGGAAGCGUCCGCCAUUAACAUGCACUGUGCUCAGAGCAACUCAAUGGAGAAAGGAAUGUACAUUCAUGAACAAACAGGAACAAACAGAGUACUGAAGAAACACUCAUGCAUGGAUAUUAUUGCCGAAAGUGUUAUCGAGGAUUCGAUCAUGAAUAUCACAAGAUCAAAGAAACCUCAGACAGCCAAAAGAACGACAGGCGGUAAGUUGUAUUGUUGUAUACGGGGUUAA